CCCAUUGCCUUAGCUUCACUGCGUUCCCUUCCCCACUCCUCAGCAUCUAUCUUCAUCCCCUCCACCUAUCCUACAUUUACUCCUUGUUGGCCAAAGUGCAGCCAUCAUGGUAUCACUUGCAGCCCCAAGGACAAUUUUUGGCAAACAUGAAUACUCAAUGCGCUUAUUUCUAUAUUUUAAAAAUGAAUUCCACUCACAGCAAACUGAUCUGAAAGACAGAAGCUAAACAAGAAAUGAGGAAUCUCAUUCAAUAACCACCUCCCCUUUGGGUGUGGUACCUAAGAGGCAAUGUGGGUAUCUCCAGGCUUCUCAGACUUUGGCUAUAUGAGAAUCACUUGGUAAAAAUACUUAGGCCCGGAUCCCAACCUCCUUUAAUGAGCCUUCGCCUCCGAUCGUCAUCAGCUUCCAGGUGAUCCUAACUCACACCAGAGUUUGAGAAUCGCUGCCCUAGAAGACGGCUAAAAAUAGGUUAGGCUUAAGUAGUCCCAGGCCCACAUCAUGUACUGUUACACCGCGUGGGGGCCGGCCCAGUCCGCCGGCAGCAGGAAGGAGCCUUCAAAAGGUCCUUAAGAGGAAGCAGCGUCUUCAGAUUCUUAGAGGAAAAGCUUGUUGUUCCAAAAGUCACUGACGGUGGUCAGGAGAGCUGAAUUUUAAAACUUUGGCCGAAAGACUGUGUAACCUUGAACCAGUGCUCUACCUUCAGCGUUUAUCUGCACUACGGAGUUAAAAAUUACACACUAUUUGUACAGACGCUGCAGGAAGAACGAGGGCCCGAAGAGUGGGCAAGACCAUCGGAGUCUCUUCAGAGUCUAGAGUGGUGCUGAAAGGGCUAUUAGCUGCAUCUGGUCCUCCGCCCACCCAGGCUAGUGGAGCUCCUCAUCGCAGCGCCCAGGGCCACGUCUUCUCUCCGAGGUGUGCUGUCAGGUUCAGGACUGCGCUUGCCUCACCUGCAGAAUGACUGGUUUGGUUCUGUGCGAACCAACAGAGCUUUACAACAUCUUGAAUCAGGUCACAAAACUCUCCAGAUUAACCGAACCCAACUAUCUCUGUUUAUUGGACGUGCGGACCAAACGGGAGUAUGAUGAAAGCCACGUGAUGACAGCCCUUCUCGUGAAGAAGCGAGCAGGUGAAUAUCUUAUCCCGGAAUCUGUGGAUCUGGAGUGUGUGAAAUACUGUGUGGUCUAUGAUAACAACACCAGCUCGCUGGAGAUUAUCUUGAAAAACAACAGUGAUGAUGACAACACUGACGAUGACAACGGAGGAGUGGUGCUCGGAGCGGCCCUUGAGUGCGGCAGAGCCCUGACCCACCUCACCCGCCACCCCGUCCAUAUCCUGAGAGGAGGCUAUGAGUGCUUCUCAGCCAUGUAUCACUUCUUCCGGACGCAGAAGAGCAUCUGGAUGCCACAGGAACUGGAUGCCUUCCAGCCAUACCCUGUUGAGAUUGUGCCAGGCAAGAUCUACUUGGGCAAUUUCAGGCAAGCCUGCGACCCUAAAAUUCAGAAGGAUUUGAAAAUCAAAGCACAUGUCAAUGUCUCCAUGGAGACAGGGCCAUUUUUUGUGGGUGAUGCCGACAAGCUUCUGCACAUCCCGAUAGAAGAUUCCCCGGAAGCCAACAUUUCCCCAUUUUUACGUCACCUCUGUCACUUCAUUGAAAUGCACCUUGAGCUUGGCUCUGUCGUCUUGGUCUUUUCCACCAUGGGCAUCAGUCGGAGCUGCGCAGCCAUCUUGGCUUACCUUAUGCACCGGAACGGGCAGACCCUGAAGAGGUCCUGGACCUAUGUCAAGAAGUGUAAAAACAACAUGCGUCCAAACCGGGCCUUGGUGGCUCAGCUGUCAGAGUGGGAGAAGGUCGUCCUUGGAGACGCUGUCACAGACAUCCUGGAUCCACUCUACUGAUCUUCUCUGUGGCCCAACCUCUCUGUGAACCUGGCUUGGGGGCUUUUUGUGGUUAGUGGGUCAGGGUGUAUAACCAGGAAUGAGAAGGCUAUUGCCACCAGGAGACUCGUAUCAGCCCCCAGAGUGGUUCUUCAUAUAGCACAUGCACUCUGCUCAGGCUCAGCAAGAACCCCCAUCCCUGGGGCCACCCCCACCGCACUCCUGAGGCUGCCUCUGCAGGAGCAGCUGGCUACCAGAGCAGCUGUCCCUCAUGCCCCCCAUAAUGUGGACACUUUGGAGGCUGCCUGGUGGGAGCUCCAGCCUUGUGUUGGUCCACGGGGUGUCACAGUGCCCAUCCAUGGGCAGAGAUCCUCCAGCCCCAGAGAUGCCAGGCCCAGCCGUGGCUCAGACCCCAGGCUUCACAGCUUUGAGAAGCUCCUGACACAAGGGCAUACCCCUGCCUCAUCCCCAGUCCCAGCACUCCUCACUGUUUCCGAUGGUCCAUCACCUAUAUAGAUUUUCUUUCCUUGCACUUCACUCAUUUUUGCCUGGCUGUCUUCACCAAGAAGAGAUGCCCACCCUCCCAGCCCCCACACCCAGGUUUGUAGAAAUCCUCAGGCCUUAAAGGGAGUUUUCCUCAGAAUGUGAUGUUGAGUGCUGGCAUGGCCCACGGAACAAGCCUGGAGUCAGGAGACGAGGGGACUGAUGAGUAAGGCUGUCUGUCCAUGUUCAUUCAGCAAACAUUCCCUGCCACCUAGGUAGGAAUGGGACCGAAUUGAAGUCCAUGUCACCUCCUAGGUCUCUUUGUAGUGGGUUGGAGGAGCAUUCUCACAUGCCCCAACGGAAACCCAAGCCCUCAGGGAGUGGGGUUUUGCCAGAGGGGUAAGGGCUUUACAGGAAGUAUAGGCUUUAAUCAGGACCUGAACUGGGACAGAACCUAGGAAGGAUGUGAGACAUAGCUUAGGGACCUCCUGGUAGACAGGGCACGGCCGGGCCAUUGGGAAGUUUACAGCAGGGACAUGAUGGGGAUUAGCCCUGUGUUUUAUAAAAUUAGGGCAGUCUGGACGCUGUGAAGGGACAGUAGAGGUGAACUUGGGAGACUGGGAGAUAGUAAAGAGGCCCCUGUAAAACUCCAAGCCAGAGAAGAGACUCAGAAUCCUCCCCACCAAAGAGCAGCUUCCCAAGGACAAAAGUGUUUGAGGCAGGUGUCACCUCCUUGGGCUUUGGUUUACUUCCAGCAUGACAGGCAACGACACUGCUGGCUGCACCACGGGGUUGGCACCACCCGUAGAGCCCCAGGCUAGGGUCUGCUGCCACCGCCUUCCAAGUCUGGGGACUGCUGGGCCAGCGCGACUCGGCACAUGGCCCCGCCCAGGCCCCGCCCCUGGUCCGGAUUGGUUCAUGCAGGGGGCGGGGCCAGCACGCUCGCUGUCCCAGGCCUUUUCCCAUUGGUGGUCGCAGCGGCGCGAGCCCGGAAGCGGACCGGGGCGGAGGGGGUGGAGGCGGUGGAGGAGGUGGUGGAGGCGGAGGUGCUUUGGGCGGGCCGGGGUUGCGGUGCUGUCCUCGAGUCUGGGCUCACCAGGCCCACAGCCUGGUAGCAAUGAAUCCCCCGCCUCCAGACCCCCUGGGCGACUGUCUGCGGGACUGGGAGGAGCUGCAGCAGGACUUCCAAGGCAUCCAGGAGACCCACCGACUGUACCGCCUGAAGCUGGAAGAGCUGAUCAAGCUGCAGAACAACUGUACCAGCUCCAUCACCCGGCAGAAGAAGCGGCUCCAGGAGCUGGCCCUUGUCCUGAAGAAGUUAGGACUUGCCCCCCAUACUGUCCAUGCCCCCUCCCCGAUACGCCUGACCUUGGACUGGGGGCGGCUGUCUGACCUUGUGGGAUGGAGAUGGCGCUGACUUCUAGGUGUCCUUGGGCAUGGCUUCUCCCUUCUCGGUUGCAUUUGCCCUCCUGCCCCACAGGUUUUGGGUGGGAUACCUGGGGAGCUGCUGCUCUGACUCUGGCUUCUCUGGUCCUACCUGCAGAUGCAAACACUCCCUUCCAUCCGAGGCUGAGGAGGCUGCGCAGGAGCUGGAAAGCCAAAUCAAGGAGCGACAAGGCCUUUUCUUUGAUAUGGAGGCCUACUUACCCAAGAAGAAUGGGUUGUACCUGAGCCUGGUUCUGGGCAACGUCAACGUGACACUCCUGAGCAAGCAGGCUAAGUAACGUCAGCCGCUGGACGCCCCGUCCUCCCUGGCCCCUGCCCCUGCCCCUGCCUCCCCUUCCCCUGCCAAGCUCGGCCUUCAAGGGUUGCUCCCCCCUGCUGGCCCCGCGCCACCCACGGCAGGGUGUCUGGAGGCGGGAAUGCCCGUGUGUCCCCCCAGGUUCGCCUACAAGGCCGAGUACGAGAAGUUCAAGCUCUACCUCACCAUCAUCCUCAUCCUCGUCUCCUUCACCUGCCGCUUCCUCCUCAACUCCAGGUGGGCGUCCUGCCGUGCGGGGCUGGCCCGAGCCCCCCGGGCUCCAGCACCCACCCUCUGUCCUCCCCGCCAGGGUGACCGACGCCGCCUUCAACUUCCUGCUGGUCUGGUAUUACUGCACCCUGACCAUCCGCGAGAGCAUCCUCAUCAACAACGGCUCCCGGAUCAAAGGCUGGUGGGUUUUCCACCAUUACGUGUCCACGUUCCUGUCGGGAGUCAUGCUGACAUGGCCCGACGGCCUCAUGUACCAGAAGUUCCGGAACCAGUUCCUGUCCUUCUCCAUGUACCAGAGCUUUGUGCAGUUCCUCCAAUAUUACUACCAGAGCGGCUGUCUGUACCGCCUGCGGGCCCUGGGCGAGAGGCACACCAUGGACCUGACCGUGGGUGAGUCGGGCAUGGCCGUGCCGCCCUGGAAUGCUGACCGGGGAGCUGGCAGGGCAGGCCUUCUCCUCCUGACUGGGGUCUGAGUGACGGGGUCCGUGUCUGUCCCUGGCUGUGCCCACCCCCGCAGAGGGCUUCCAGUCCUGGAUGUGGCGGGGCCUCACCUUCCUGCUGCCCUUCCUCUUCUUUGGACAGGUAAGUUGUACCUGUGUCCCUGUGCCCCUGGCUGUCCGUCCCCAGCUCUGGCUGGAGCAGGGACUGUGUUCUACUGUGUAAACCCCCCUCCUUCCUAGUUCUGGCAGCUUUUUAACGCACUGACGUUGUUCAGCCUGGCCCGGGACCCUGAGUGCAAGGAGUGGCAGGUGCUCAUGUGCGGCCUCCCCUUCCUCCUCCUCUUCCUCGGCAAUUUUUUCACCACCCUGCGGGUUGUACACCAGAAAUUCCACAACCAGCAGCACGGGGGCAAGAAAGAUUGAGGCUGGGCGGGCCCAGCUCCCCACAACACCCCCGACCCGGAGGGGGCUUCUGUAUCUCGUGUUGAGGGGUGGGGGCUCCCCUCAUCCGGGGAGGUCUCGUCUGCUCUCCCUUGGGUUUUGCGGGCUCUGUCGGCCCUGAAGGCGGCGCUGGAGAGGAAGACCUGGGCCUGUGUCCCCGCCCUGCAGGGAGGUGGGACAGCAGCCUCAAUAAAGGACCGGAGGCUCA
Sus scrofa (pig) is the source of this 5419-nucleotide messenger RNA. RefSeq names its product serine/threonine/tyrosine interacting like 1 (gene STYXL1). Gene Ontology annotation, biological process: protein dephosphorylation; positive regulation of intrinsic apoptotic signaling pathway; negative regulation of cytoplasmic stress granule assembly. Gene Ontology annotation, molecular function: pseudophosphatase activity; protein phosphatase binding; protein phosphatase inhibitor activity. Lineage: Eukaryota; Metazoa; Chordata; Mammalia; Artiodactyla; Suidae. The record is from RefSeq and is a predicted model, not a curated record. Gene Ontology annotation, cellular component: mitochondrion.